AUAGACUAGUGCGCAUGUUCACCCAAGAAAUUCCUCUUGACGACUGUAAACAAUUGAAAUCUCGGUUCGGAAAAAUGAUGUUUUUAUGUUGACCCCCGACUUCUUUAUUUCUUAUAUCUUGUUUAUUCCAGAAUUCACUUGAGAAAAACAAUCAGAGAUGCCUAAAUCUGUGGAGAAAUCAAUUUGGGACAUUGCCAUUCUUGAAGCUGAAAAGAAGAAUGCUUCUGAAUCCAAAGAUGAGGGUGGCGAAACAAAGGGCUCAGAGAAUCACAUUUUGUUUAUUGGCAGUAAAAAUGCAGGAAAGACAUCAAUAAUUCUCCGGUUUUUGGAGAAGGAGGAGGCACCAAAACCCACAAUCGCACUGGAAUACACAUUUGGUAGAAGAGCUAAAGGUCACAAUAUGGUGAAAGAUAUUUGUCAUAUCUGGGAGUUAGGUGGAGGUACAUUCCUGUCACAAUUAACAGAGAUUCCAUUGACAGAGGAUACAAUCAUGUCAUCAUCAGUGAUGGUAGUAAUGGACCUAUCACAGCCUUAUGAACUAUGGCACACUAUGGAAACACUCAUCAAGAGUGCCUUAGAUAGGGUGGAACAGGUCAUCUCAAAAGCAUCCAGGAACGACCCUAGUAUACAGGAUAAGAUCAAAGAGAGGGCAUGGAAGAGGAUAGGAGUUGAUCACCCUGACAGAGAUAUGUUGGAUCCUUUCCCAUUACCUUUGGUUAUUAUUGGUACAAAGUAUGAUGUGUAUCAGGACUUUGACCCCGAGAAGAGAAAAGUAAUCUCCAAGACAUUACGUUUCAUUGCACACAACUAUGGAGCAGCUCUUCAGUUUUCAAGUAACAAGACGGAUGGUCUGAUGUCUAGAACCAAAAACCUUGUCAGUCAUCUAGCCUUCUCAACAACUCUCAGCUUGAAGACUAUAUCUGUAGAUCCUAACAAGCCAAUUUCAGUUCCAUUUGGACUUGAUUCAUUGGAACAAAUAGGUUUACCACCAGUAGGUGAUGAUGAUCUUGGUAGAUCUAAUGCAAGGACACCGUUAGACUUAUGGAAACAGGCUUUCACAUCAUACUUCCCACAGAAGAGUACGAUCAAAGCUAUUGUUGAAGACCCAUCCAAAGACCCACAGUAUGCAGAGGCUGCAGUAGAUAAUAUGAGAGAACAGAAAAAUAAGGAGCUUGAGAGAUACAGAAAACAGGCAGAGAGAAGAGCAAAGGAAAACAAGACUGGUGGAUCAGGGGAUGGGAUACUCAGAUUAUGAUCACUCACAAAGGAUCUGAUAAUUAUUGGGAGUGUACAGGAAGCAUCCUGUUAUAGACGUACACUACACAUUUUUAUAAACUAAUCCUAGCAUCUGAAUUGCUGAGGCAGGUACAGCAUCCUUAAAGGGCCCAGCCACUGACAAUUCAUGGGGAAAUUGAAUCAAUACGAAAUUCGCAAAAGGCCAAUUGACUUGCAUAAUAUAAUCCGUCCGUCAUGAGCACCCAUCGGACUAAUGCGAUAUAAGUUCGGACAGCACAAAUUUCACCAAACUCGUGGUUUUUUGUCUCACCUGCAUAGCAGAGUGAGACUAUAGGCGCCGCUUUUCCGACGGCGGCGGCGGCGGCGACGGCGGCGUCAACACCAAAUCUUAACCUGAGGUUAAGUUUUUGAAAUGACAGCAUAACUUAGAAAGUAUAUGGACCUAGUUCAUGAAACUUGGCCAUAAGGUUAAUCAAGUAUUACUGAACAUCCUGCCUGAGUUUCAUGUCACAUGACCAAGGUCAAAGGUCAUUUAGGGUCAAUGAACUUAGACCAUGUUGGGGGAAUCAACAUCAAAAUCUUAACCUAAGGUUAAGUUUUUGAAAUGUCAUCAUAACUUAGAAAAUAUAUGGACCUAGUUCAUGAAACUUAUACAUAAGGUUAAUCAAGUAUCACUGAACAUCCUGCAUGAGUUUCACGUCACAUGACCAAGGUCAAAUGUCAUUUAGGGUCAAUGAACUUUGGCCGAAUUGGGGGUAUCUGUUGAAUUACCAUCAUAACUUUGAAAGUUUAUGGAUCUGAUUCAUGAAACUUGGACAUAAUAGUAAUCAAGUAUUACUGAACAUCCUGUGCAAGUUUCAGGUCACAUGAUCAAGGUCAAAGGUCAUGUAAGGUCAAAGAACUUUGGCCACGUCGGGGGUAUUUGUUGAAUUGCCAUCAUAUCUCUAUAAGUGUAUUGGUCUAGUUCAUAAAACGUGGAAAUACGAGUAACCAAGUAUCACUGAACAUCUUGUGCGAGUUAUAGUAGUUUUCAAAAUCAGCACUGCUGCUAUAUUGAAUCGCGUGAUGCAGGUGAGACGGCCAGAGGCAUUCCACUUGUUUACUUCGGAUCAUCGCAAGUCCAGUUUCCAACAAUCCCAAUUCCUAGACUCAUUGCAGGUCUCUUGAUUGCUAAACCAAAAUAAAUAACCUCUGUGAAGUUACAUGUUUCAAAGUGAAAACACGCAGUUUACUUUUGGUUGGUUAGUCUACUAACUAUUGCUCUCCUAUAGACCUCCCAGACAUGCCGGCAUCUAUUACAUAACACCCCCAGGCAUGCAGCAGAGUGAAAGACUUGAAUCCCUUCUCUUUUCUGAGAUAAGCCUUGAUUUUCCUCAUGAUUUGUCAAUGAAAGGUUGCUUUAAUAUCACUCUUGAAGGAUAAAACACAUGUAUUGGACUCUUCUGAUAAUUAUAUUGGAAGUGUAUACAUUGAGUCUUAUCAUUUUUAGUAGCUAAUGCAUCUAAUUAGCCGAGGGCAGAAUUUUAAUGAAAUACAAUGACAAGAAACAUACCCAAUAUGGAAAUUUUAUGAUGGUAAAACAAUUAAUUUUACAUCAACAUUACAGACUUAUCCUGUUUCACAAACCAUAAUGUAAGCGGUAGAAGUAGCUAAUAGACAUUAAGUAAUCUGGGUCUCGUGUGUAAUGUGCAAUACACUUUUCUGCAAAGGAUGCAAGUCUGCAAGGGUGUAUAGAGGAAAUCAUGAGGGUGUAAAAACAUGUGGCUGAUUUCUUUUAACUUUUCUGACAAGACCCCCCCCCCCAAAAAAAAAAGGUAGGGGUUUGAUACUCAAAUAGGAAGCAAAUACUUCUUUAAAAAUCUGACAAGCAAAGAGGGACAUUUUCAAAAAUGGGUGCAUAAAGCACAAUUGUAGCAAAGGGGGGGGGGGGGGUGAUAUCUUAAUUUAUGCAUUUUUGUAAUGACCCCAUAUAAUCUAUAUCUCUUUUUAGGUAUGUGUUCCUGAACUAGACUAGUUGGUCCAUUUGUUUUAAUAGUAUGUGUGCACUUGGCUAGGAAAGUGACUUUUUUUAAGAUGGUAUUUCUUAAAUAUAGCCCUCAUGGAAAAGAUUAUGAUGAAUUAAAUUGAAUGUAAUUUUUCCGACAAAAUGGUCUAAACUGUAUAAUUUACUUCAAGUUUAAUGUGCAAGUGACAUACAACCAUAUUUUCUUACUUUUCACAGGUGAAAAUUUAGGGCUCACAAUUUGAUCCUCCAUACUCCAUUUUGAUCAUCAGCAUCAAUGAUGGUAUACUCGUAUGGUGUACACUCUCCUAAAUAUAUUCUGUAUUUUGAAGUGUUUGUGCUUUUCCAUGACCUUUUACUUCCUUGAAGUGAGAUUGAAGUACUAGUCUGUUUUACAGAUCACAAUUCAAUUUGUAUUUAUGUCAAUAGUCUCUGUAAAUAAAUGUCUAUUGUGUGAAUAGAUAAAAUAUAUUAAAGAAACGUUUAACUGCAGUUUGGAUCAGAAA
Molecule: messenger RNA, 3744 nt
Organism: Lytechinus pictus (painted urchin)
Lineage: Eukaryota; Metazoa; Echinodermata; Echinoidea; Temnopleuroida; Toxopneustidae
Product: cytoplasmic dynein 2 light intermediate chain 1-like
Exons: 13
Coding region: 158-1255 (365 amino acids)
Biological process (GO): intraciliary retrograde transport; intraciliary transport involved in cilium assembly
Cellular component (GO): ciliary basal body; axoneme; cytoplasmic dynein complex
Molecular function (GO): dynein heavy chain binding
Source: RefSeq, a predicted model, not a curated record